AUGAAGGGGACCGGCACUGAGGCAGGACUCCCGUCCCCUCCUUCCCUCCCUCCCGCCUCGUGGCCGCUCACCUUUGGAGCCAGUGGGGGAGGAGAUUUUCCGCGGGCGCGCUCGGAUGUCGUAGAUGAUGGGAUACUGGAACCAGGGGAUCCUGCGGGAGGCGGAGAGGCGUUACGGGCGCGGGCACCCGUGGGGCCAGGAAGGGAGCGGGGGGGCCGUGCCCUACCUGAAGUGCAGCCCCUCGGCCAGGAUGGUGUCCUGCUGCACGCCGCCGAUGCGGUUGAAGAAGAUGGCGCGCUGGCCGCCCUCUCACUGCGAGGAGAGAGCGGGGGCUCGAAACGCGGCGCCCGGGAGCGCGCCACGCCCUCUCGCCCCGGCGCUGCCUUCCGGCGCGGCGGGGCGAGCGCGUCCGGAAGCGCGUCCGGCCGGAGCCAGAUAGAGAGGCGCGGCCCCGGGCGCCAUCUUGGGUGGCGGGCGGACGGGGCGGGGCGGGGCCGGCGGGCGGAGUGGCAAAAUGCGGCGCCCAGGCGGCCACGUGGGGGACGCGAAGGGGGGGUGAGAGGAUGAAGGGCUCCCGCUGAAGCGAAGCGGCCCCGCGGGCAGCGGCGGCUCCUGGUGGUGCUGGAGGGGGCGAGUCUGGAGACUGUGAAGGUUGGGAAGACGUUCGAGCUGCUCAACUGCGACAAGCACAAGGCGCUGCUGCUGCGAAUCGGCCGGGACCCCGGAGAAGUGCGGCCCGACAUCACCCACCAGAGUCUCCUGAUGCUCAUGGACAGCCCCCUGAAUCGGGCUGGUCUCCUGCAGGUUUAUAUCCAUACCCAGAAGAACGUUCUAAUUGAAGUCAAUCCCCAAACCAGAAUCCCAAGAACUUUUGAUCGGUUCUGUGGUCUUAUGGUUCAGCUGCUGCAUAAGCUCAGUGUUCGAGCAGCUGAUGGGCCUCAGAAGCUGCUGAAGGUGAUUAAGAAUCCAGUCAGUGACCAUCUGCCCGUGGGCUGUAUGAAGAUUGGUACCUCCUUUGCAGCGUCAAAAGUGACGGAUCUGCGUGAGCUGGUUCCUGCAGCGGAGCCAGUUGCCAUUGUAGUGGGAGCUUUUGCCCACGGUUCGGUCAAUGUUGACUAUACAGAAAAGAUGGUCUCCAUCAGCAACUAUCCCCUCUCUGCUGCCCUGACGUGUGCUAAAAUUACUACUGCCUUUGAGGAAGUCUGGGGAGUAGUAUGAGCUGCUGCUGCUACUGCUGUCAUGGUGGACUUCUGUACAGUGACUCCACGUUCCAGAAAGGCUCUCUUACUUAGGUGUGGACCUGGUGCAAGUUUCUGCUCUUGGAAAGAAAAAGCCUUCAACUUUGUCCUUGUAGCUUCUGGAGCACUGAGACUUUAAACGGACUGCCUCACUGACCCUUUUUCCUCCUAUUAAAUGUAUCUUUUGAUUUAAAA
Manacus vitellinus (golden-collared manakin) is the source of this 1433-nucleotide messenger RNA. RefSeq names its product EMG1 N1-specific pseudouridine methyltransferase (gene EMG1). Lineage: Eukaryota; Metazoa; Chordata; Aves; Passeriformes; Pipridae. The transcript has 7 exons. The record is from RefSeq and is a predicted model, not a curated record. Gene Ontology annotation, biological process: rRNA base methylation. Gene Ontology annotation, molecular function: rRNA binding; rRNA (pseudouridine) methyltransferase activity. Gene Ontology annotation, cellular component: nucleolus; small-subunit processome.